Messenger RNA from Scleropages formosus (Asian bonytongue), 1592 nucleotides. It is a transcript of the gene dnajb4, whose product is annotated as DnaJ heat shock protein family (Hsp40) member B4. Lineage: Eukaryota; Metazoa; Chordata; Actinopteri; Osteoglossiformes; Osteoglossidae. Bases 396 to 1415 code for a protein of 339 amino acids. The record is from RefSeq and is a predicted model, not a curated record. Gene Ontology annotation, biological process: negative regulation of transcription by RNA polymerase II. Gene Ontology annotation, cellular component: cytosol. Gene Ontology annotation, molecular function: protein-folding chaperone binding. The transcript has 3 exons.
UCUCCUUUUUAAAAAAAAAAAAUAAAAAUUCCAGUAGCGGAACACAAAGUGGGCCGAAUAAAUAUGGGAUAUGACGUGUUUCUAGAAAGAGCCACUGAGUUCCAGCGAGCGUGCGAGUGGGGGGGUGGGAGCGCAGCCUAUUUAAAGGGGGUCGACACACUGGGGGGGGAGUAACAGAACACAGCGGAGCAGCGCUGGCGCUCGGGAAGAAGACGACCUCUAACACAUCAUCAUCAUCAUCAUAAUCAUCAUCGCGCUCUGUUUAUAGCUCUUUAUAAGGACAGUGAUCUCCGGCGACGCUGUAUCUGCGGAUCGCGCAGUGCCAGUGACAGUACCGAGGCUACCGUCUCAGUACCGAGGCUACCCGCGUCUUCUGCUGUGGUGCGGACAGAAUAAUGGGCAAAGAUUACUACAAAAUACUGGGCAUCCAGAAAGGAGCGGCCGAGGAGGACGUCAAGAAGGCGUACAGAAAGCAGGCUCUCAAAUGGCACCCCGACAAAAACAAGUCUCCCAGCGCCGAGGAGAAAUUCAAGGAAAUAGCGGAGGCGUACGAGGUGCUCAGUGACCCCAAGAAGAGGGAGAUCUACGACCAGUAUGGAGAAGAAGGUCUCAAAGGAGGCGGAGGUCCCGCUGACGGACAGGGCGGCAGCUACACUUACACAUUCCACGGAGACCCACAUGCCACCUUUGCCACCUUCUUUGGUGGCACCAACCCCUUCGAGAUGUUCUUUGGCAGGAAGGCGGCAAACGGGAGGGACGACGACGACAUGGAGGUGGACGCCGAGCCCUUCGGCUCUUUCACUAGCUUCAACCUGAACGGGUUUCCCCGGGAGCGGCACGUGGGGGUCGGGCCCCUCCGACGCAAGCAGGACCCGGCCAUCCACCACGAGCUGCGAGUGUCACUCGAAGAGAUCUUCCACGGGUGCACCAAGCGCAUGAAAAUCUCCCGCAAGCGGCUCAACCCGGACGGCCGGACCAUGCGCGCAGAGGACAAGAUCCUCACCAUCGAGAUCAAGCGGGGCUGGAAGGAGGGCACCAAGAUCACUUUCCCGCGGGAGGGCGAUGAGUCGCCAAACACGAUCCCGGCCGACAUAGUUUUCAUCAUCAAGGACAAGCCCCAUCCUCACUUCCGAAGAGAAGGGUCUGACAUUGUGUACCCGGUACGGGUUAGUCUACGGCAGUCUUUGUGCGGGUGUUCGGUGACCGUGUCCACAAUAGAUGGCAAAACGGUAAACAUGAAGAUAACGGACGUGAUCAAGCCUGGGAUGAGGAAGGUCAUUGCCGGACAAGGACUCCCUUUCCCCAAAAAUCCAGAGCAGAGAGGGGACCUGGUGGUAGAGUUCGAUGUGAACUUCCCGGAGAGCCUCCCGUCGAAUGCAAAGGACGUGCUGAAGCGCCACUUACCUGCGUCGUAAAGGGCCGCGGAGGCACGGACUGGCGAAAAGCGUCUGACCCGUACAUGGACAAUCUGGCUCUCUCGCAGGCCCCUCACAAAGAAUGUGCAAUUUAUAUUUUUUAUCUAUAUGGUGUUUAUUUUUAAAAUAUCCUGCAUGCUGCAAAGGUCUUGAAAGUGUCAGUAAAAGUUUUGAUGU